AUGGAUAUUGACGGCUUCACUACCACCUCAGGGCGGAGGAGUGCUAAGGACCAGGAUCGAGACAGCCAUGAUUUAGAUCAACUGACGGCACUGCAGGAGUUCAUGGGCUUGCCGGGUGACACGGACCCUCAGGGCUAUGCAGACGUGCCUAGAUGUAGGAGUGAGGACCUCGUCUGCAAUUUUGCUGGGCACCAGUUGCGUGCCCUGGGCCGAUCACAGGGGCUGCUGGUAUUAAUUGGCCGUGUUUCCAGGGAUUCAGAGGGUCAUCUGGCCUUCCCCAAGGGUGAGGCAGUCAAGACGACAUCAGGUCCAGAACGGCUGCGCUUUGAGGUGGCCUUUGCUGUCAUCAUGGCUGUUGCAAUCUCCACCGUCGCCCACUGCUUCACCAUGUCCAAGGUGGUUGACUGCAACAGCAGCGGGACAUGUGUCAUCACAUUGGAAGAUUUCAUUGUCACCAUCGUCAGUAAGAGAGCCCAGCAGACUGGACCUAAGGGCGCCCUCACAGAGAAGAAGCCUCUUCUCAAACUUCAGCCUUGUGGCAAGCUCUUGUCCUCGCUCACUUAA
Molecule: messenger RNA, 564 nt
Organism: Volvox carteri f. nagariensis
Lineage: Eukaryota; Viridiplantae; Chlorophyta; Chlorophyceae; Chlamydomonadales; Volvocaceae
Exons: 4
Coding region: 1-564 (187 amino acids)
Source: RefSeq, a predicted model, not a curated record